AUGGCUACUGACCACGCGGACCAUGGAUCGAGAGGAUCUACUGGUGUUAUAGUAGCUGCCGUCUCAACCUCUAUCGCAUUUGUCGCCUUGAGUCUAAGGUUGAUGACAAGAGCAUUCAUUAUUCGCAAUGUUGGACCUGAAGACUAUGUUGUGCUUGUUGCGUUCGCGCUAUCAGUUGCACUCACAGCUCUCAUCUGUGUUGAGGUGCAACAUGGACAAGGCCGUCACUACUCGACAGUGUCCCCUGAAGAGUUGGAACAGCUGAACAAGGCAUUCUGGGCCAGUGUUCCUGUCUACCAAGCCAGCUUGACGUUGACUAAGAUCUCCAUCCUGCUACAAUAUCGCCGCGUGUUCGUCGGCACUGGCAUACAACGUUUCAUUCUUGGCUCUAUCGGUGUUAUCAUCAUAUAUGGAUUAUGGUCGGUAUUGUCGACCGCGUUCAUGUGCUCGCCGGUGUCCUACUUUUGGGAUCGAAGCAUCAGUGGCCACUGCCUAAGCCGCCUAGGGGUCUGGUUCUCAAAUUCCGCGCUCAACAUCAUCACCGACAUUGUGAUAUGUGUGAUGCCCUUCCCAGUGCUGAACAAGCUUCAUCUUCCUCGCAAACAAAAGUACGCACUCAUGGCUGUUUUCGGUCUGGGCCUAUUCGUUUGCCUGACGUCCAUCCUCCGACUCAAAUCUCUCUACGACAUAUCUGUCUCUGACGACAUCACUUGGGACAACACACCCGCGGCUUACUGGUCUAGUCUGGAGGUCAAUUUUGCAGUGAUCGCCGCCUGCCUACCGACGCUCCGCAAAACAAUCUCUCGAUUCUUCCCUCGCUUCUUCUCCUCAUACUCCAACUCGGACUCGAACCACCGCUACCUGCCUUCUCGCAAGACAAAGACAAAGUCACGCGCCGACACAAACGGCUUCUCAAAAUUCGCCAUCACAUCUCACGCCGCCCAAACCGAUUGGGUACAAGGAUUGACAUCUCAAAAUGUCACUGCAAAGGGCUUAUCAUCAGAGAUGGACGACUUGAAGAAAAAGCCAAGCUUAAGCACAUGCAACAGCGAUGAUGGUAUCACAGUUGUCGGGGCUGAGCCAGAAGACGGUCGGAUCCGUGUCAUGACUACCAUAGUCACACAUGAGCUCACACCGUCACCUUCGGAACUGGAUGUAUCCGUUGGUCCGAGUUCAACAGCGUCAAGUCCGAAGGAGAGACAUCUUGUAUAA
This is a messenger RNA of Aureobasidium pullulans EXF-150, 1212 nucleotides long. RefSeq lists its product as uncharacterized. The transcript is spliced from 2 exons. The record is from RefSeq and is a predicted model, not a curated record. The coding region runs from base 1 to 1212 and encodes 403 amino acids. NCBI's taxonomy places the organism in Eukaryota, Fungi, Ascomycota, Dothideomycetes, Dothideales, Saccotheciaceae.